AUUUUGUUUUGAUUGAACCUUGAUUCAGUUCUCUUCGUUCAUUUAUUGAGCCCCCAUAACAUAGUAUUCAUCUUUUCCCGAUUUGACCGUAAACGUUUUGUCAUGAGUACGGCUAUCGCCCCGGGAGCCGUCACCGAAGCCUUGCAACUGGAAAUGGGAGCCAAGGAGCCUUGGCCCGAGGAUGCUGAAUUCUAUCAGCCCUACGAAUUGGAACAGAUCCUGUUGCCCGACAAUGCCAAUUGCUUGAGUGUUCAGGCCUAUCUGAGGAUGUGCGACCUCAAUUUCAAUCUCCGACAACGCUCCAACGCCGAGCACAUGUCACCCUCUGGCAAAGUGCCUUUCAUUCGAGCCGGUAAAUUUGUUAUUGCCGAAAUGGAUCCCAUCAUCUCAUUUGUGGAACAAAAGGGAAUCACGCUCACGGAACAUUUGGAUUCGUCUCAGAAAGCGGAUAUGAGAGCGUACAUGUCGCUGGUGUCCAACGUGUUGGGCAACGCUGAGGCCUUUGUGUCGUGGAACGAUGACACGACCUUGAGCGAGGUGACGAAGAAGCGCUACGGAUCUGUGUAUCCAUGGCCUUUGAACUCGAUCUUGAGCUGGCAGAAACGCGGUCAAGUGAUGCGACGCUUGAAAGCCUUAAAUUGGUCCUCCAAGUCCAUGUCCGAUGUCCUCAACGAAGUCGAAAAUUGUUGUCAAGCUCUCAGCGAGCGAUUGGACAACCAGAAAUACUUUUUCAAUAACAGACCUACUGAACUGGAUGCCAUGGUGUUCGGCCAUCUAUUUUCUAUCCUUACCACGCCCCUUCCGGAUAAUAGCAUGGCGAGUAUUGUGCGGAAUUACAAAAAUUUGCUGGAGCUCUGUCAAAAUAUUGACAAAGAGUAUUUCGAUCGAGCGCAUGCCACGCCUUUGUGAGAAGUUUUGCGACAGUUUUAAAAGGUUAGCCUUUAGUCAAAAAUACACAUUUAGCGAUUAACAAGA
Molecule: messenger RNA, 975 nt
Organism: Tigriopus californicus
Lineage: Eukaryota; Metazoa; Arthropoda; Copepoda; Harpacticoida; Harpacticidae
Product: metaxin-2-like
Exons: 5
Coding region: 103-909 (268 amino acids)
Biological process (GO): mitochondrion organization
Cellular component (GO): SAM complex
Source: RefSeq, a predicted model, not a curated record